GAUACAACUGAACCAAGUGUACUUUUGAACCUCAAACUUUAUGAAAAACUGCAUUCAAGUUUAUACAAUAGACAAAGAUUAAAAUGACGGAGAACAAAAAAGAAGUUUCCAAGAGUUCCUUUUGCCAGCCAUGGGAUGGAAGUGACAUAGUGUUAAUUAGUGAUAGCAAUGAAAAAGUGUAUGCUUCAAAAGCUGUUCUACAAAUGGUGUCUCCAGUAUUUAAGGCAAUGUUUAAUUCUGAAUUCAAAGAAAAGAAAAAGUCUGAAAUUCCGCUACCAGGAAAGAGUACAGAGGACCUUGUUUAUUUUAUGGAAGCCGUACAUCCCCUUACAUGGAUAGAGUUUACAGAUGAUAACAUUGAUGUUUUAUUACGUCUUGGUCGGGAAUACCAGGUUGACAAGCUGAUGAAAAAAUGCCAAAAAUACCUUUCUGCUGAAAAGCCAAGCCUGGAGAACUUCAUUCGAGCAAAUGAUUAUGAAUUUGAAGAUGUCAAAAAGGACAAUCUAGAGUUUCUGAUUUCUGAACCAAUGUUUACAGCCCUAGAAGCACAUCCAUGGUUUCCACGGUUACAGCAGAAUCAUCUUAUGGAAAUAAUGAGGAAGAAAUUAGCUAUGUUGGAAUUUACAAUCUGUGCAACAUCAAAACCAUUUGAUGAUGGGGCUAUUCUCUUAAAAAGGAAAACAAGAGAGCUAGAUCAAGUCCCAUCACUCAAGUGUUCAAGUUAUCUUUCGACAAAUCAAUAUGAAUGUUCAAAUAGGUGGUCGACUACCAAUAAACUAGGACUGUGUGAUCAUGGAAAAGAGGAUCUUAACAAAAAGAUGAAAAUGAUUCAUGUAAAAUGCAAUAAGG
Molecule: messenger RNA, 849 nt
Organism: Owenia fusiformis
Lineage: Eukaryota; Metazoa; Annelida; Polychaeta; Sabellida; Oweniidae
Source: the annotation of a GenBank genome assembly